CAGUAUUCAUAAAAGAAAAGAAAAGAAAAGGAAAUACUCAAAAUUUUGGAUUCAAUUUCAUGCUCUGUGUUUCUCUAUCAUUAUUUUUCAUAUAGAAACUGUACAACUUGGAGACUUCUUAACCACCUUGUUUAUGCAUUUAAUCAGGUUGAUAACUGUGUGAUGUAGAAGACAGAGGUCAUAAAUUGCGGCGCGCGGAUAUGAGGUGUAGCUGUUUUGGAGGACCAAGGGUAGAUAGUAAAAAUGGGACUGCUGCGGGGACUCUUCAUGGUAUAGAUGGUGAUUUGCUUCAGGAUAUUAAUCAUUUGUCCUACAAGGAAUUAAGAUCAGCAACAGAUAACUUCCACACAAGCAAUAAGAUAGGACAAGGAGGUUUUGGUACCGUCUACAAGGGAACCCUCAAAAGUGGAACACAAGUUGCUGUGAAGCCACUUUCUGCUCAAUCAAAUCAAGGUGCGCGGGAAUUUUUGAAUGAAAUCAAAACUAUAUCAAAAGUUAAGCAUCCAAAUCUUGUUGAGUUGAUAGGGUGCUGUGCUCAAGGAACUAAUCGGAUUCUAGUGUAUGAAUAUGUAGAAAAUAACAGCCUUGAUCGUGCAUUGCUAGGUUCAAGGAGUACAGAUAUUAAACUAGACUGGGGAAGAAGAUCUGCUAUUUGCUUGGGUAUUGCUAGGGGUCUUGAUUUCCUUCACAAAGAAGUGGUUCCACAUAUUGUGCAUAGAGACAUCAAAGCUAGCAAUAUACUCCUUGACAAAGACUUCAACCCAAAAAUUGGAGACUUUGGGUUGGCUAAACUGUUCCCAGAUAAUAUCACCCAUAUUAGCACAAGAAUUGCAGGAACAACUGGUUAUUUGGCACCAGAAUAUGCAUUGGGUGGUCAGUUAACAAUGAAGGCUGAUGUAUACAGCUUUGGGGUCCUUAUCCUUGAAAUAGUUAGUGGCAGAAGUAGUGCAAAACCAAGCUGGGGAGGGACGCAGAAGUUACUCUUAGAAUGGGCAUGGCAGCUUCACGAAGAAGGGAAACACUUGGAACUUGUGGAUCCAGAGAUGGGAGAGUUUCCCGAGGAGGAAGUCAUUAGGUACAUAAAAGUAGCCUUUUUCUGCACCCAAUCAGCGGCAAACCGAAGGCCAAUCAUGACCCAGGUAGUUGACAUGCUCUCGAGGCAAAUCCAGCUAAAUGACAAGGAACUAACUGCUCCAGGUUUCUUCCAAGAUUCAGACAGUCCCAGUGGGGGGCCUUCUUCCACGAAAGGAUCUUAUGCCGAUUCUACUCGCUACCAGAUGAGCUCUGUUCCAGUUAGAAUCACUGAGGUGACCCCCAGAUGAAGUAUAACCUAGUAUUUGCUAUUAAGCAUCAAAAUGUCCGAGGUGGAGAACAACAGGAACUAGUUACUAGGGCACACGUAUUUCAUUACUCUUUAUCAGUGUUCAGUUAUAGGUUCACACACACAGUUCAUUUCUAGGAAGAUGAUCAUACUCGAUGCCAGGCUUCGGUUCAACUAGCAGUGCUAAUUUAACCGUGGGUUUAUUCCCUAAUUUUUUUUUUUACUUAAUUUUGAUAAUCAUAAAUAAUCUAUUUAAUUUUGUAAUUAAAAUAAAUUUACUUUUGGGACC
Molecule: messenger RNA, 1610 nt
Organism: Populus nigra (black poplar)
Lineage: Eukaryota; Viridiplantae; Streptophyta; Magnoliopsida; Malpighiales; Salicaceae
Product: putative serine/threonine-protein kinase
Exons: 7
Coding region: 201-1322 (373 amino acids)
Biological process (GO): protein phosphorylation
Molecular function (GO): ATP binding; protein kinase activity
Source: RefSeq, a predicted model, not a curated record